Molecule: messenger RNA, 899 nt
Organism: Peromyscus leucopus (white-footed mouse)
Lineage: Eukaryota; Metazoa; Chordata; Mammalia; Rodentia; Cricetidae
Gene: C7H22orf31
Product: chromosome 7 C22orf31 homolog
Source: RefSeq, a predicted model, not a curated record
AUGGGGCAGCGGGGAUUUUCCUAUUGCUCUCUCCUAAAACGCCACGGUGACGCCCGGCGGGACAGGUCCGGGCCGCGCGCCGGGAGCUUUCAAGUCCUGGGUCCGGGGCUGGCAAGUGCGGGCCUGCGCCCUGCUGGGCGGCGGGAACAUCUGCCCUCGUGUGCCGACUCGCUGCACCCCGGAGCAGGGCUGGGCGGUCCUGGCCCCGCGGGAUUCCCUGGCCGGCAUGGGCACUCAAUCAAUGAGAGACAAGAUCCCAGUAUCCCUACCUAUGGACUCUGACAAUCCAUUUUAUUGAACACCAAGCUUCAGGACUGCUAUGGUCUCACCAACAUCUGUGCAGUCAGAAUGGGUGCAAAGCAGAACGGCAAGGCCCCAGCACCAGGUGCCACCUCUUGUUGGGAAGGCAAAGAGCCAUAUAUUACCUAUUUGUUCUCUCUGGUCAAAGUUGUGCUCAGAUACCCUGAUAAUUAUUCUGAGCUCCCAAGUUUAAACUUUGACGUCUCUGCUUUCUUCUUGGCAUUGAGUAAAGAAAGUUCAAAGGAAAAAAAAAGUAACAGCCAAGAUCUUGAGGACAGAUAUGCCAAACAUGCAGCCGCUACCCAAGUGUUGUCCAGGGACGGUGGGAUGACAGCCUGGAAGGGCCGGACAUUGCUUCCUGAAACCCAAGAGGAACAGCAGUUAGAAGACAUGCCAACCAUCCAUGGCAUCCUCCUCCAGGGUUACCAGACUCUGUACCAUGCUGUGGUGGAGCCCAUGCUCUGAGAUCCUUCUGAAACCCCCAAGGGGAACAGACUGGAGUCAGGCAAAGCCAUUAAACAAAGGCUCUGGGAAGCUUUGCAGUCAGUUGCCUGCAGGAGUGCAGAGGAACCUGGAGCUGUGCAGAGAGCAUGACUGCU